Leguminivora glycinivorella is the source of this 1718-nucleotide messenger RNA. RefSeq names its product aldehyde dehydrogenase 1A1-like. Bases 16 to 1590 code for a protein of 524 amino acids. Gene Ontology annotation, molecular function: aldehyde dehydrogenase (NAD+) activity. The transcript is spliced from 11 exons. Lineage: Eukaryota; Metazoa; Arthropoda; Insecta; Lepidoptera; Tortricidae. The record is from RefSeq and is a predicted model, not a curated record.
UCAGUUUAAUAGGAAAUGGGUGCGUUUCCUGAUAUAGCUAUCGUCGCAUACAGUGUUGGCCCGGACACCGGACGAUACGCCAGUGCCGUCAACAGCCGGUCUCUUACAAAAAUAAACACCAAAAUGGUGAGAGUAGACGUCAAAUACACGAAGCUGUUCAUUAACAACGAGUGGGUAGACGCUAUCAGCAAAAAAACCUUCCCGACCAUCAACCCUCAGGAUGAGUCGGUCAUCACACAGGUCGCCGAAGGCGAUAAGGCUGACGUAGAUCUGGCUGUAGCGGCAGCAAAGAAGGCAUUUCACCGGUAUUCGGCAUGGCGUACCAUGGACGCUUCGCAGCGUGGCCUGCUGCUGCUCAAGCUGGCUGACCUCCUCGAGUCCCAGGCUAGGUACCUGGCGGAGCUGGAGACCCUCGACUGUGGCAAGCCCGUCAAGCAAUCAGAGGAAGAAGUCUAUUUCUCAGCAAGUGUUCUCAGAUAUUACGCAGGAAAGGCCGAUAAAAUACUGGGCAAUACUAUACCCGCAGACGGUGAUGUAUUAUCGAUGACUCUCAAAGAGCCUGUGGGUGUAUGUGCUCAGAUUAUUCCUUGGAACUAUCCCAUUCCUAUGCUAACGUGGAAAAUUGCACCAGCAUUGGCAGCGGGUUGCACAUUGAUCGUUAAGCCUGCCGAGCAGACCCCGCUGACGGCUCUCGCUGUCGCCGCCCUUAUCAAGGAGGCCGGGUUCCCCGCGGGAGUCGUGAAUGUGGUCCCGGGCUACGGCCCCACGGCCGGCGCCGCGCUCACUCACCACCCGGACGUCGACAAAGUUGCCUUCACCGGCUCUACUGAGGUUGGCCGUAUUAUUUUGGGUGCAGCAAGUGUUGCAAACUUGAAACGAGUUACGCUCGAGUUGGGCGGAAAGAGUCCUUUAGUAGUGUUCAAUGAUGCUGACGUGGAGAAAGCAGCACAAAUCGCCCACGCAGCUGCCUUCGCCAACGGCGGCCAAUGCUGCUGCGCCGGUACCAGGACCUACGUUCAGUCUGGCGUAUACGAUCAGUUCGUUCAGAAGGCUGCUGAGAUCGCCAAGCGCAGAUCUGUUGGCAACCCCUUUGAUGAUGUUCAACAGGGACCUCAGAUUGAUCAAGAGAUGUACACGAAGGUACUGGGAUUUAUUGAAGCAGGAAAGAAGGGAGGGGCUAAAUGUGUGGCCGGUGGUGACAAGUUAGGAGGCAAGGGUUACUACAUCCAACCCACUGUAUUCGCAGAUGUGAAAGAUGACAUGAAGAUCGCUAGAGAAGAAAUCUUCGGUCCAGUGCAGAGCAUCUUCAAAUUCGAAACGUUCGACGAAGUGGUGGACAGAGCCAAUGAUUCUGACUACGGUCUAGGCGCCGGGGUCAUCACGAAUGACAUCACCACCGCAAUGACGUUCGCUAAAUAUGCCAGGGCGGGUACGGUUUGGAUCAACAUCUACGAUCAUGUUACGAGUCAAACUCCGUUUGGUGGUUUCAAGAAUUCUGGGCUUGGGCGGGAAUUGGGAGAAGAUGGUAUCAACCAAUAUUUGGAAUCGAAAACUAUUACAAUGGCUUUACCUAAAAUCCCACAAUUGUAAGAAUAAAACAACAACAUUAUGCAGUUAACGAUGCGGAUAUCAUACGUAAGAAAGGAUUGUAUACUUAGUUAAUUGUUAUCUACAAUCAAUGAAUGCGUAUGUCGAUAUAUUAAAAUGAAAUUAUACUA